AUGUAUAUUCUAUUCAUAAGGAAUAGAUACGGACUGGAUAUUACUUUUGGUGAUGAGGAGCUUAACUAUGACUAUGCUGAUGGUGAAGAGACAAUUUGGAAAUUACGAAACACACAGUUUGAUUUUAUUAUAGUUGGAGGCGGUACAGCAGGUUCAAUUAUUGUUCGAAAAUUAUGGGAUGGAUUUCAAAAAAUGCAAUGUAAAUCUUUAGAGCAAGCCAAAUCAUGCUCAUCAGCAGGAGUGACUAAGAAUCAUAAAUUAUACAGUAUUAGUGAUGAUGUGAAUAUAUGUAAAAUUACUUGCUCCAAUUAUCUACCAAAAAUUUUGUUACUCGAAUCUGGAUCCGAAAUCAGUUGGUUAACGAAGAAGAUUAGUGAUAUACCCCUUCUUGCUCCAUUAUUGUAUGGACGAGGAAUUGAUGUUAUUGAACAAACUACUCCCCAAAUAUCAUCAGCCUUAAAGUUAAAAGAAAAAGUGAUUCUUUUACCUCGUGGACAUGUUUUGGGUGGUAGUGCACUACUUAAUGCGAUGAUAUUCUCUUAUGGUCAUCCAGAUGAUGAAUUAUUGAAAGAAUUUCUACAUAGCAAUGAAGAAUUCCUCUCUGAAUUAUUUGAUAAAAUGGAAGGAUGUAAUCUAAAACCCGAAGCGAUACGUCAUUUACAGCAUAACCAAUUAAUUCAUGCAUAUUUUGCAAAAGCCUUUGAGAUGCAAGGAUUAAAAGUUAAUUCCAGUCCUCCUGGGUGGUCUUUUGAAGGUUUGACUAUUCCAAUGGUUUUUGUUCGUAAUGCUCAACGUAUUAGUUCAUAUAGUGAAUGCCUUUUACCGUUGACUAAACAAAAGUUCACCGAUUUGACAAUUCUCACUGAAACACAAGUUGAAAAGAUACUCUUCAAGACAGGCUUUCAAGAAGAUUUAUCUGCUUAUGGAGUUCUAGUUAACUAUAAAAAUCGUUCUUUCACAAUAAAACUGAAAACUAAUUCAGGUAUAGACCAAAAAAUAUGGCCAAAGCCUGAAAUCUUGCUUAGCGCUGGUACAGUAAAAACCCCAGAGAUUUUAUUACGCUCCGGUUUGGGGCCCAGUCGUGAUCAUCCUGUUUUUAAUCAAGAGCAUAAACAUGUCACGCUGCCAGUAGGUGAAAAUCUUCACGAUCAUCCAAUGAUUGGUUUAAUAUGCUCAGUUCUAAAUGGAACAACAGUGACUACAAAAAGUUUAACUUUAUUAGAAAUAUUCAAAUAUUAUUGGCAAGGCAAAGGUUUACUUUCACAAGCAUCAGCAUUAACUUCAAUUGGUUAUUAUCGAACAAGUUACCAAAAAUUAGAGGGUGAUUCUAGACCAGAUAUACAAUAUACGGUUAUUUCAGCUUCACCAUUUGAAAAGGAUACUUUUGAAAAUUUAGGUAACUUCAAUCCAUCAACUUGGUAUCAAUACAUGAAGGAUGAAAAUUCUAAAGAUUUUGAAAAUCCCAUAGUUCUACUGAUUAGUUUACUUAAUCCGCGUUCCAGAGGAACAAUCACUAUGGAAUACGAUGACAGCGGUCAACCAACUGGAAAUGUGAAAAUUAAUCCAUCAUACUUUCGUGAAUUAAGUGAUGUUAAUCGAUUAGUUGAAGGUAUUAUUUGGAUUUACAAAACUUUGUACUACAUCAAUGAGAAGAUAGAUAAACUCAAUCUAAAAGAAUUAAAUAAAGAACGGCAAAUUGUCAUAAAACUUCAUUUUCCUCAUUUUUCUGGAUGUCCCGAAGUUCCUAAAGCUGAAUAUUUACACUAUUUUGAACAGGCUGAAUUUAUUGAGAAAUUGAAAAUAGCCAUUGAAUGUUUGAUCAAGUCAAUAACUCUGUCUAACUACCAUCUAGUUGGAACAUGUUCAAUGCAAUUACCAAUUAAUCAGCGGAGUAGCUUUCGUGGUCUGAAUAAUUUAUUUAGUGUGGUAUCAAUCUACACAGAGAAUUUGGAAUUCUCUGAAGUGAAGAACUUUUGGCAUGGACGUAAUCGAAUAAUCGGUGUGAGCAAUGUUCGUGUUGGAGAUGCAUCGGUUAUUUCAAAAAUUCCAACUGGUAAUCCAGCUUCACUUAUAAUGGCUAUUGGAAAUCAGUUAGCCAAAUAUAUAAUUCAUGAAAAUUGGCAACAGUUAUCUUUGAUGAUGGGCUGA
Messenger RNA from Schistosoma intercalatum, 2148 nucleotides. NCBI's taxonomy places the organism in Eukaryota, Metazoa, Platyhelminthes, Trematoda, Strigeidida, Schistosomatidae. The record is from the annotation of a GenBank genome assembly.